AUGCAGUUCUAUGCGGACCAUGCAUCUUUCUUCCCACCCUUUUUCUAUGUGGCCAACUCCACCCAUAUUCCACCUAGUAGAGUGGCAAAACAUUUAAACUACUUUGCUUACGUUAUCUAUUCGAUUAUCUCUUUUUAUAAUGUUUCAUGUGCAGCUGACUUGAUGGAGCUCGACAUGGCCAUGGAGCCGGAUCGCAAGGCUGCAGUCAGCCAUUGGCAGCAACAGUCUUACCUGGACUCAGGUAUCCACUCUGGGGCCACAACCACUGCCCCAUCCCUGAGCGGCAAGGGCAACCCAGAGGAUGAGGAUGUGGAUAAUCAGAUGCUGUAUGAGUGGGAGCAGGGCUUUAACCAGUCCUUCAACCAGGAGCAGGUAGCAGACAUUGAUGGUCAAUAUGCCAUGACCAGAGCCCAGAGAGUCCGGGCGGCCAUGUUUCCUGAGACUCUAGAUGAGGGCAUGCAGAUACCUUCCACACAGUUCGACUCUGCCCACCCUACCAAUGUCCAGCGCCUGGCCGAGCCCUCACAGAUGCUCAAGCAUGCCGUGGUCAACCUCAUUAACUACCAGGAUGAUGCAGAGCUGGCCACCCGCGCCAUUCCAGAACUCACCAAACUACUGAACGAUGAGGAUCAGGUGGUGGUAAAUAAGGCAGCUGUGAUGGUGCACCAGCUCUCAAAGAAGGAGGCCUCUCGUCACGCCAUCAUGCGAUCCCCACAGAUGGUGUCAGCCAUUGUGAGGACCAUGCAGAACACUAGUGAUGUAGAAACGGCACGCUGCACCUCCGGCACCCUGCACAAUCUUUCCCACCACAGAGAAGGCCUGCUCUCCAUCUUCAAAUCGGGAGGCAUUCCUGCCCUUGUCAAAAUGCUUGGUUCCCCAGUGGACUCCGUACUGUUUUAUGCCAUUACAACUCUACACAACCUCCUACUGCACCAGGAAGGAGCCAAGAUGGCUGUCCGUCUGGCCGGAGGCCUGCAGAAAAUGGUAGCCUUGUUAAACAAAACAAACGUCAAAUUCCUCGCCAUCACGACAGACUGCCUUCAGAUUCUGGCAUACGGCAAUCAGGAGAGCAAACUUAUCAUUCUGGCCAGUGGAGGCCCACAGGCUCUGGUCAACAUCAUGAGGGCCUACACAUAUGAGAAACUGUUGUGGACCACCAGUCGAGUGCUCAAAGUGCUGUCUGUUUGCUCCAGUAACAAACCAGCCAUCGUUGAGGCUGGUGGCAUGCAAGCACUUGGCCUUCACCUCACAGACCCCAGUCAGCGACUGGUACAGAACUGCUUGUGGACUUUGAGGAAUCUCUCGGAUGCUGCAACCAAACAGACGUCUUUAGCAGAAGUAGAUGUGCAGGAGGGUAUGGAGGGGCUCUUGGGUACCUUGGUCCAGUUGCUUGGUUCAGAUGAUAUCAAUGUGGUGACGUGUGCUGCUGGAAUCCUGUCCAACCUCACCUGCAACAAUUACAAGAACAAGAUGAUGGUGUGCCAAGUGGGCGGCAUCGAGGCCCUUGUGCGCACUGUUCUUCGUGCUGGAGACCGAGAGGACAUCACAGAGCCUGCUAUCUGCGCUCUCCGUCACCUCACAUCCAGACAUCAGGAUGCAGAGAUGGCCCAGAAUGCAGUGCGGCUGCACUAUGGGCUGCCGGUGGUGGUCAAAUUGCUCCACCCUCCCUCACAUUGGCCACUCAUUAAGGCCACAGUUGGGCUUAUCCGUAACCUGGCACUGUGUCCCGCCAACCAUGCCCCGCUCAGAGAGCAGGGUGCCAUUCCCCGCCUGGUGCAGCUUCUGGUCAGGGCCCAUCAGGACACUCAGAGACGCACCUCCAUGGGUGGAACACAGCAGCAGUUUGUGGAGGGUGUGCGUAUGGAGGAGAUUGUGGAGGGCUGCACUGGAGCUCUGCACAUUCUAGCCAGAGACAUUCACAACAGAAUUGUCAUCAGAGGACUCAACACUAUUCCACUGUUUGUUCAGUUGCUGUAUUCUCCCAUCGAGAACAUCCAGCGUGUAGCUGCAGGUGUACUGUGUGAGCUGGCUCAGGAUAAGGAGGCAGCUGAGGCCAUCGAGGCAGAAGGAGCCACCGCUCCUCUCACAGAGCUCCUCCACUCUAGAAACGAGGGUGUUGCUACGUACGCUGCUGCAGUUCUGUUCCGUAUGUCUGAGGAUAAGCCCCAGGACUACAAGAAACGACUGUCUGUGGAGCUCACCAGCUCUCUGUUCAGAACUGAGCCCAUGACCUGGAACGAGACUGGAGAUCUAGGGCUGGACAUCGGUGUGCAGGGAGAGCCUCUGGGCUACAGACAGGACGGUAAGUUCAUUAUCAGAAAUGAGAUCAGCUCUCAGCAUCUGGGUGUGAAUACUCACUAAUCCACUGCUUCAUCA
Sinocyclocheilus grahami is the source of this 2376-nucleotide messenger RNA. RefSeq names its product catenin beta-1-like. Gene Ontology annotation, biological process: cell adhesion. The record is from RefSeq and is a predicted model, not a curated record. NCBI's taxonomy places the organism in Eukaryota, Metazoa, Chordata, Actinopteri, Cypriniformes, Cyprinidae. The coding region runs from base 1 to 2361 and encodes 786 amino acids. Gene Ontology annotation, molecular function: cadherin binding. The transcript has 15 exons.